AUGGGAAAAGUAGAAAUUAAAUCUAUCAAAGGUACCAAACAUUUUGGUGGCUUCUCUGAAGAAUACCCAAAAGAAUUAGAAGGAAUUAUUCCAGUUAAAGAAUACCUUGAUAUUAUUGAUUGUUUAAAUUAUAAUGGUAUAAGAGAUUUUUAUUCUAUUAUUAUUAUUCUUAUUGGUUAUAUUCUUUUUGGUUUAGUUAUUAUAUUAGUAUCUGCAAUUAUCGAGUUUAUUCGUUGGUCAAUUUUUAAAAGCAAAUUAAAAAGAGAUUUAAAUAAAUGCCUCGAAGGAAUCAAUAUGGCAUUAGAACCAAGACAAGCAUAUAUUACUUUACAUAUGAGUUUUUCAGGAGUCGUUACAUUAACAUUCAACUAUCCAAACUCUACCACAAUUAAUAGCAAUGAAAUGAUUUUACUUGACGGUACUCUAGGAAAUGCUAUUUUAGUUCAUCCAUGGGCUCAACCAAAUCAUAUUGUAAAUCCAUUAGUACAUAGCCCAGACGACCAACCAGAUGAUAUAAAUUUUAGAAAUAUUUUAGUUUCUAGAAAAUUAGAAAAGUUUUCAUGGUCAGAAAAAAAUUUCCAAGGUUGGAAUGUUUUCUAUAAUUUAAAACUAUAUAAUUAUCUAUCUUCCCAAGAAUACACUUCAAUGAUGGAAGAGUACAAUACAUUAUCUCAAUCUAUAAAGUUUAAUCAUCAUUGUUAUAAAUUUUUCUUAGCCUCUUUCAUACUCAUUUUUGCCUUGAUUGGUUUAGUUUUAAUAAUUCCAGCUUCAAUUUGGUUCGUUAUUGAAAAUAAUAAAUUUAUUAAAACUAUAAACUAUAAUAUUGACGUUUUAAAUAAUAAGUAUAAUUCAAUUUAUUAUACACGUGGAAUCCAAUUUAUAAAUAAAAAUGGCAAACUUUUCAUUACUAUUCCAAAAGAUGUUGGCCAAGCACCAAUAGUUACUAAAUACUCAGGUUCAAAACAAUUAAUUUUAGCACCAACAAUUCCAAAUGGUAUUUUACCAUUUUAUCAAGUUAACUGUGCCCCCCCACAAAACUUUGAACCAGUAUUUGAAAAAAAUAUUUAA
Molecule: messenger RNA, 1068 nt
Organism: Dictyostelium purpureum
Lineage: Eukaryota; Evosea; Eumycetozoa; Dictyosteliales; Dictyosteliaceae
Exons: 8
Coding region: 1-1068 (355 amino acids)
Source: RefSeq, a predicted model, not a curated record